Pelobates cultripes (western spadefoot toad) is the source of this 844-nucleotide messenger RNA. NCBI's taxonomy places the organism in Eukaryota, Metazoa, Chordata, Amphibia, Anura, Pelobatidae. The record is from the annotation of a GenBank genome assembly.
CUGCCUAACUGAACAGACGCGUACUGCAGGUGCUCCGGCUAAACUACCCAAACUACCCAAUACACCAGUUUUUAUCCCUGAUCGAAACAGAAGGGAGCCACUGCUGCCUUUUACCAUGGGGCAUAAUAGUAAGAAAUAUAGGGCAGACAGGCCCCCGUCUACCUCCGAUAUCGGCUGUCUACUAUGGAGGCCACAAACCUCCACGAAGCCUGUCAUGGUGCCUCUCUCGGAUGAACCGUCAUACACGUCCAUCGAAACGUCCCUAACUGACCUGAGGGAGUUGGAGGGGAAGACCAGAGGCAAGAAAGCUGACAGGCCCCCAGAACCAGCCACAGGGUCCCUGGUGACAGAAGAUACACUGAAGUCUCUACUGGACGAAUUACGCCACAAUAUCGCUGCAGACAUCUCCGUGUUUAAAGAAGAGCCCCGCAGAGUCUCGGUCUGCCUGCAUGACACAGAGGUGGCCACAGCUGCCCACGAGUCACAGCUUACUGACUUAGAACAGGAAUUGUCAUUGCUACGGCGCGACCAGGCCCAGCUUUAUUACCACAUGGCAGCAAUCGAAGAUCGGAGAAGGUGGAAGAAUGUGAAGGUAUGUGGCCUCCCAAAUAACAUUGCUACAGCAGAGAUUCCUCACCUGAUACGGAAGCUUUUCACAGAUCUAUUUUCUGUCAAACAGGCUAAAUUGAUGACCCUAGAUGGUUGCUAUGGGCUCCCAGCACCUCCAGCAGGCUCGACAGGGGUGAACAGAGAUGUAAUAAUCCGCUUCCAAAAUGGGCCUGACAAGCAUGCGUUUAUGACCGCCAUUCACAGUAAGUCGCCUUACAGCUACGAAGAUCAUUAG